GCGAAAAAUGAAAGCCAUUUGACAAAUUUAACAAACUGAAAUUUACUGUUUAAAUAAGUAUGUCACAUUCGAAGAAUGCUAGUAAAUUAACUGAUAAGUGUAGAUUAGACGCUCCCGUAAAUGAAAACUUUGAUCAUGACGACGAACCAAUAGCUUGUUACUCGACGGAAAGCCGCACUUAUGCCGACUUUUCAGUAACCGUAUCAAAGAAAUCGUCGAGUUCAGGUGAAGACGAGGCAAUAUGUGCCGGUCAAAAAUCCUUUAUAAGCAUACAUUCAACCGAUCACCUUUGUCAAGUGGCCGACAUUGACAAUCCAGCCAACAUCGAAGAUUGUAACGUUGAAGUGUUAAGUUUAAAUGAGGUAUUUCCUUCCACUUCUGAAGAAAGUUUGUCGAACGAUGACGACACACCGAUGGGCCGAAAGAAAAAUAAAAGCAAAGGGGCAAUACAGAAAACUCAAUCCGAAAGCGCUGGAAAAUCUACCUAUGUACCGACAAACAGUAAGUCGUCAACAGUGUCAGGACGUGAUAGAGACACUCUGGAAACACAAGCUUCGGUGUACUCGGACUACAACAUUCCAAAAAGCACAAUGUAUGUGAUGGGAAGUAAUCCAGGGGAACCUAAAAUGUCAUAUCAGGAUCCCCCUAAAAAAGUAUCCAAGACGAUGAAAAAGUUUCUUCGUAACAUCGAUAAACACAAAAGCGAGCAAAUGGCUAAAAGUGGUGAAAAAGCAAUAAGCAAACUGACAACAAUGCGAGGUAUUCUCAAAGAUGGUGGAUGCGGCCCCGAAUGCACUGGAGAUUCCACAGCACAGGAUACAGAAGAUAAUACAGGAGACACAUUCACUUACCAAAUGGAGUGCGCGCCACACUUCAACUAUACAAAACACGGUCCAGAUAAAAAUGUCUCGUUCAAUACACAAGUCCUCAUAAUACAUUUCACGGGGGACCUCUGUGUCGGACAGAGUAUUGAAGCCUUGAGCAAAGAGAAGGAUCAACAAGCCCGAAAUUCCGAACUCAGAAAAACUUAUCUCACAAAGUACAAUGAGCUCUGGCCCACGCAAAAAUAGUAGUUACAGUAGAUAUAAUGUUUUGUUUAAUUAUUACAAGUCGUGUUUUGUGUAUUUAUUUUUUAUAUUAAACUACGGCAAAUUGUGUAUUCAAAAUUUUAAUGAAAUAAUUUAAA
Pieris brassicae (large cabbage white) is the source of this 1186-nucleotide messenger RNA. RefSeq lists its product as uncharacterized. Lineage: Eukaryota; Metazoa; Arthropoda; Insecta; Lepidoptera; Pieridae. The transcript is spliced from 5 exons. The record is from RefSeq and is a predicted model, not a curated record. Bases 60 to 1070 code for a protein of 336 amino acids.